Messenger RNA from Drosophila suzukii, 910 nucleotides. NCBI's taxonomy places the organism in Eukaryota, Metazoa, Arthropoda, Insecta, Diptera, Drosophilidae. The record is from RefSeq and is a predicted model, not a curated record.
AUAACCAGCCAGUGCCAAGUGCAGUUGUCAACCGAAAUUAGCCAAAAAAUGUUUGCACUUUCUCGCCACGCACUGCGGCGCACUCGAAAUUUCGCAAUUAAUCGCUUUUUUGCAGAUUCACGUCAAGACAACGACAAUCCGGCAAAGAAGUAUUCCGGGCUAACGACUAUGGACAACAAGAGCGAGAAGGUUACGGAGGAGGAGCUGCGCAAGCGCCUGACCCCGAUGCAGUAUCAGGUUACCCAGGAGGCGGGCACCGAGCGUCCCUUCACAGGUUGCUACAACAAGCACUACGAAAAGGGCGUGUACCAGUGCAUCGUGUGCCACCAGGAUCUGUUUAGCUCGGACACCAAAUACGACUCGGGAUGCGGAUGGCCGGCCUUCAACGACGUCCUCGACAAGGGCAAGGUCACCCUGCACCGCGACGCCAGCAUACCAGAACGCAUACGCACCGAGGUCCGCUGCGCCCGCUGCAACGCCCACAUGGGUCACGUCUUCAAGGAUGGUCCGAAACCGACCCGCAAGCGCUACUGCAUCAACUCCGCCUCCAUUGAGUUCGUGAACGCGGAUCCCGCCACCUCCAGCCCGCCCAAGGCCACGCCCACCGCGGCACCCAUUGCCCAGCAGUGAGAAGAGUAUGGGUAAAACCCACGGCCCUCCGUUCCCAAGGUCAAUCAUCAACCAUCCAUCGGAAAAGCGGUAUAGCCCAGCCUCAAUGUCUCGUUGCUGUUAAGAAUUUUUCUACGUGUACUUUCUAACUUUCCGCAAGUGUGGCCAAUUUUAGCUCGUAGUCAGUCAAUUGCCUCUAAAUUUGUUUGUUAAUUCAUACAAAACCGAAAUCCGAAUACUCUGUAACACAUUCAACACAUUACUAAUUUUAAACUGAGCGCGCUAAAUAAACGUGUGUUUU